Penicillium concentricum is the source of this 405-nucleotide messenger RNA. RefSeq lists its product as uncharacterized. Bases 1 to 405 code for a protein of 134 amino acids. NCBI's taxonomy places the organism in Eukaryota, Fungi, Ascomycota, Eurotiomycetes, Eurotiales, Aspergillaceae. The record is from RefSeq and is a predicted model, not a curated record. The transcript has a single exon.
AUGCCGGUGAUCUGCGACAUGGACACCUUCCAGCAAAUGCGCGCCGAUUGGGGCGCUGCGCGGUGCAAUUUCGCCAAACAUCUGGUCCGCACCGGCGAGCACUACGGCAUCACUUCAACAAUCUACAAGCUCAGCGUUGAAAAAUGGGAAUCCAUUAACCGCAACUGGACUACGCAGUACGAAGCCCAGCUCAACCAGCUAGGCGAUGACGCCGUUGCAUUGACCCUUACCCAGUCGAAUAUCCACCCGUGCCAAGUGCGCGUUCCGGCUCUGCACGAAGACAAAUUCCCGGACAUGGGCGACGAGGAUAUCGUCGGCCCGAUGACUGUUGCGGGAUGUCGAGCGAAAUCCGAGAAAAAGAGGAAUUUCUUCCGCUUUUUCCAGGAUUUGGUUUCUAGACCUUGA